AUGUCCCCCCAAAAACACGUCGUCUUCGACGUAGUCGGCACCUGCGUCUCCUUCGACGCCUUCUACGCCGGAAUCGACCGCACAAUCGGCCCCAAGCUCCUCGCGCACAACAUAACCGCGCGCUCCUUCGGCUUCACCUGGAUGACAGCCGCCGAGCUCGAAUUCACCUUCCUCUCCAUCUCCGAGCGCUACAAGCCCUACAAAGACGUCAUCCGCGCCCUCUUCUACCGCACCCUCUACAUGAUGGGCAUCCAGGACCCGCGCGCCUUUGCCACGGACGCCGAGCGCGAGCUGUGCGCGCAGGCAUACUCGGAGCUGGAGCUGCGCCCGGAUACGAAGGAGUGCUUUGCGACGCUGCGGGAAGCAGGCUUUACGGUCUGGGCUCUGACGACUGGGGAUGCGGUGCGGGUGCGUGGAUACUUUGAGCGGGCCGGGCUGGAUAUGCCGUUGGAGAACUUUAUUACGUGUGAUUCGGCGGGGGUGGCGAAGCCUGCGCUGGCGGCUUAUCGGCCUGCGUUGGAGAGGUUUGGGGAGCAGGAUGUGAAGUGGUUUGCGGCGGCGCAUAUGUGGGAUGUUUCGGCUGCGGUUAAGGUGGGUUUUAGGGGGGCUUAUUGUACGGUUUAUGAGAAGGAGGCUUGUGCGGAGAUUUUUGAUGCCGAGAUGGAGGUUUUGGAGGAUACUUUGGUUGAUAUGGCGAAGAAGAUUGUGGCUGCUUCGUUGUGA
Messenger RNA from Penicillium verhagenii, 723 nucleotides. Its product is annotated as putative 2-haloalkanoic acid dehalogenase. NCBI's taxonomy places the organism in Eukaryota, Fungi, Ascomycota, Eurotiomycetes, Eurotiales, Aspergillaceae. Bases 1 to 723 code for a protein of 240 amino acids. The transcript has a single exon. The record is from RefSeq and is a predicted model, not a curated record.